AUGUUGCCAAAAGGUGAAAAUGCAGAUGAUGUUCUUCUGGAAUCGAAUGCAGAAAGAGAGGCUGUGAGUUAUAAAUGAAAUAUUGAUUUGGGAUUUAUCUGUUACCCCUGAAAUAAUUUCAGAAUAGAGAGAAUUUGAAUAAUAAUUCUACUAUACAACCGGAAUUACCCGAACCGGUUUGUUUUGAAUUUUUGAAAAGCUAACAAAUUUACUAAUUUCAGCAGAAAUAUUUGUUUCUCAAUAAAACUUUGAUAUUUAUUGCAACUCUGGUAACCAGCAAAGACCAAUUGAAAGAAGCUGAAAAUAAUAUAAAAAAUCGAAGUUGGACGUUCCCGCCUUUCAUUUUGACAUUUUUCACACUUUUCACGGUUCAGUUUUUUAAGUAAUAUUAUCAGGAUCAAAAAUAAAGUUUUUUCAGAUAAUUUUAUACAUUAUUGUCAAUGUUCAUUCGGGUAAACAAUGUACAGGCAUUUUUGUAUCAAGCAAUGCAUAUGAAACUUUGAUCUGGCAACAUCUCACACACGUUUUUCUACAUCUAGAUUAUUGGGACUUUGCACAUAAUAUUUUCAGUCAAAUAUUUAUUGGUAUUCCUCUCGAAAUCGCUUUUGGCAGUGAAAUAAUUGCAAGUACAUUUGUCGCAGGAGCAGUUCUUCCAGAGAUUGUAACUCUUGCAGUUUUUGAAAAUGGAUAUGUCUGUGGAUCAUUCAGUGUUGAUAAUGUUUUAGUGUUCAUAAGUCUCACAAAUUGGGUUAUGGUUAGUCGAAUUUUAUUGAAUUGCAAAAACUAAAAACAAAUUCAGAAUCGAAAAACGAUGGAAAAGAAACAUUGGAAUUUUGGAAUUAUUUCAAUCUUGUUUAUUCAUACCAUAAUUGAUAUCAUACGAAGUAUAUAUUCAUUCAAUCGUUCGACAAAUUAUGUAUUAGUUACUUUAACAGUUUAUACGUUCACAUUUUAUUGUUACACUGGCUUUAUUGGUUUUUUCAUUGGUUAUUUUCUGAUCAACAAAAAAUGCGUGAGCUUUUUACCAUAAUUUUACAAACGUAAAUCAGAGCUUUUUCAGAAAAACGUAAAUGAAAGCUGCAGGAUGAGAGUUUCAAUAUAUGGAUUCGCGAUGUUUUCCUUAUUUGUUCCAAUCAUUUAUCGUGAAACAAAGAGACACUACUAUAAUUAG
Molecule: messenger RNA, 1171 nt
Organism: Caenorhabditis angaria
Lineage: Eukaryota; Metazoa; Nematoda; Chromadorea; Rhabditida; Rhabditidae
Source: the annotation of a GenBank genome assembly